Messenger RNA from Zymoseptoria tritici IPO323, 1402 nucleotides. Its product is annotated as nucleosome remodeling complex, CAF-I subunit. Bases 92 to 1402 code for a protein of 436 amino acids. Gene Ontology annotation, cellular component: Rpd3L complex; cytoplasm; nucleus. The transcript has 2 exons. The record is from RefSeq and is a predicted model, not a curated record. Gene Ontology annotation, molecular function: histone binding. Gene Ontology annotation, biological process: regulation of gene expression. NCBI's taxonomy places the organism in Eukaryota, Fungi, Ascomycota, Dothideomycetes, Mycosphaerellales, Mycosphaerellaceae.
GCACCCCUCGGAACGACGGCGACUACCUACGCUCACCAUCGCUGUUACCUGUUCGUCAAACACUGCGCCUACGGCGCUUCGACUGCCCAACAUGGUUGAUCACGACAUGACUAACGUCGCGGCCGAGGACUCUCAAGAAGUGAUGCAGAACAAGAUCAUCAACGAGGAAUACAAGAUAUGGAAGAAGAACAGCGUCUUCCUAUACGACAUCAUGUACAGCCGCGCGCUCGAUUGGCCAACGCUCACCACGCAAUGGCUGCCAGAUGUUAAAGACAUUCCAGGCAAAGCUUUCCGCACUCAUCGACUAUUGAUUGGCACGCACACUUCGAAAACCUCGAGCGAGUUUCUCAUGAUCGCGCACAUCAACCUCCCAACGCCGCCAGCGAUGACGACGGCGGAUUACAAUCCAUCGACAGAAGAGCUAGGUGGACAUGCCGCAGCAAAAGAGCCAAUCAACUUUUCGGUCAUCCAGAAGAUCUCCCACGACGGUGAAGUCAACAAGGCGAGGUACCAGCCCCAGAACCCGAACAUCAUCGCCACAUUCUCGCCCAGUGGCAACGUCUACGUAUGGGAUCGCACGAAGCACUCGUCUGUGCCAGAUGCAUCGGGCAUUCCCAAGCCCCAGGCCACGCUCACAGGCCACAAGGGAGAAGGCUUUGCGCUCGAGUGGAACCCGUUCGUCGAAGGCCAGCUACUCUCAGGCGGUGAAGAUGAAACAGUUUGCCUGUGGGAGGUACAGCGCGAUUUCACCCGCGACAACCCUACAAUCUCCCCUGCACGCAGAUUCACGCAGCAUUCUGGGUUCGUCAACGACGUACAGUACCAUCCCCAGCAUGGCAAGCACCUCUUCGGUUCAGUCUCCGAUGAUCUGAGCAUGUGUCUGAUGGACACUCGGAGCAAGAGCGAUUCCAAGCCAGCAAUUGUUUUCCAAAACGCCCACACCGACGCCAUCAACACCCUGUCCUUUCAUCCAAAGCACGACAAACUAUUCGCAACUGGUUCGCACGACAAGACGAUUGGCAUCUUCGAUCUGCGAUUCCCUAACCACGGCAAGAUUCACAGCCUGGAGGGUCACAAGGACACCAUCACCAAGGUAGAGUGGCAUCCCACGGACUCUGGCAUCAUUGCAUCGGCAUCCAACGAUCGUCGAAUCAUCUUCUGGGACAUUUCCAAGGCAGGCGCCGAGCAAACACCAGAAGAUGCCGAGGAUGGACCGCCAGAGAUGCUAUUCAUGCACGGCGGACACACCAACCACCCUAGUGACUUUUCGUGGAACAAGAACGACCCCUGGGUCAUGUGCUCCGCUGGCGAGGACAACCUCAUCCAAUGCUGGCGUGCAAGCCGGCAUCUGGUCGAGCAGGCGCCCGCAGGCGUGCAUCGUAGGGAGGUGAGCGAGACGUGA